Molecule: messenger RNA, 1237 nt
Organism: Racocetra persica
Lineage: Eukaryota; Fungi; Glomeromycota; Glomeromycetes; Diversisporales; Gigasporaceae
Source: the annotation of a GenBank genome assembly
AUGCUCUGCAAAUGUGGGAAAAAUGCUACUCAUUACGAGACAAAAAAAGAAGGUCCCAAUAAAGGGCGCUGGUUUUAUUCUUGCCCUCUUAGAAAAUGUGGCUUUUUCCUUUGGGACAACUCUUCUUCCUCUUCAAACACAUCCGGAACUGCUGUUCAAACCGUACCAUCUGCUCCGAAGCCUCAGAAAACUAUAAAUAUCUCUUCAACCAAUACGACUUCUAAUAAAUCGUCCAAUUCGUUUGCAGACACUUCUACGAGUGGCUCAAGGAUUCUUCCUGAUUGGGGCAAGCAAAAUGUUCAGCCAAAUAACUCCCAGAAAAUUAAACAAUUAGUCCCUCAGCAAGAUAAAGUGGAUAUAUAUUUUUGUAUUUUCGACAAAAAUAAAUUUAUUGUACGUGGUUAUCAUCCAAAGCUAGUAUCAUUAUGGAAAGAAAUUCAAAACUCUCUUUUUAAUGUGUCUGAACGAGGCUGGGUGAUGCCACUAUCACAGUACCAGAAUUGUAUGCAAAAAUUAAGGAACGUCAAGGAUUUAAAAAUGAAUAUUCAUGAAUUCCCACCAUACGUUGUCAAAUUAUUUUGUAAUAUAGAUGAUAUUGAGGCUAAACGGAAUGAUGCCGUGCGCGAGAUUCAUGAAAAAAUUCCUUCUGAGUUAUGGGAUACUUUGAUGAGUUUUCAGAAAGAAGGUGUAACUCAAGCGAUAAUGAGGAAUGGUCGUAUUUUACUCGGUGAUGAGAUGGGCCUCGGAAAGACUAUUCAAGCACUUACUAUUUGCAAAUUUUAUGAAUCUGAAUGGCCAGUUUUAAUUAUUUGCCCAUCAAGCUUAAGAUUAACUUGGUGCAGUGAAAUUCAAAAAUGGCUCGGAGUUAGGGAAAGUCACAUUCAAGUCAUAUUUCAUCUUAAGGAUAAAAUUAAUCGCCCUUCUCCCAAAUUCGUAAUCACCAGCUACGAUUGUGCUGCAAAACUAGGUGGUGAUUUGGCUGAUAAAUUUAACAUUGUUAUAACAGAUGAGGCGCAUUAUUUAAAAAACAAAGAUACAAAAAGGUCUAGAAGUAUAUGCCCCUUAAUUCAAAAUGCUACACGAGCUCUUUUACUUACGGGAACACCGGCAUUAUCAAAACCUAUUGAACUUUUCUCAUUGGCCAAUGCUCUGGAUAAGACAACUUUUUCUACGUUCACACAAUAUGGUAUAAGGUAUUGUAAUGCUUCUAGAGGCCCGUACGGAUGGGAUUAUUCUG